GCUGAUGUUUGUAGCAAGAUAAAAGCCUGCCGUGAUCAAAGAGAUUCCAGGCAGAGGGAAAGUCCACCACCAAGUGUGGUACCGUUUCCCAAAGAAGUCAAAUGGACAAGAAGCCUCCCACCAGGAGAGGUUCAAGUUUCUGUUCAUUGCGCUAUGGCCUGGCUCUCAUCAUGCACUUCUCGAACUUCACCAUGAUUACCCAGCGUGUCAGUCUGAGCAUUGCAAUGAUUGCCAUGGUGAAUGGCACUCAACAGCAUAAUGGAGUGAAUGCCUCUACCCAAGGGCUUUUUGUGGACAAUAAUCCCAUCAAGAAAUUUAAUUCUGGGGUCUCUGUAUAUGAAUGGAGCCCAGAAACUCAGGGCUUCAUCUUCAGCUCCAUCAACUAUGGAAUAAUAUUGACUCUGAUCCCAAGUGGCUACUUAGCAGGAAUAUUUGGAGCAAAACAGAUGCUUGGUACUGGCUUGUUGGUCUCUUCCCUUCUCACCCUCUUUACACCACUGGCUGCUGACUUUGGGGUGAUUUUGGUUAUUGUGAUCCGUACAGUUCAGGGCAUGGCACAGGGAAUGGCCUGGACAGGUCAGUUUACAAUUUGGGCAAAGUGGGCUCCUCCACUUGAACGAAGCAAGCUCACCAGCAUUGCAGGGUCAGGGUCGGCCUUUGGGUCCUUCAUCAUCCUCUGUGUCGGGGGACUAAUCUCACAGGCCUUGGGCUGGCCUUUUAUCUUUUAUAUAUUUGGUAGCAUCGGUUGUGUCUGCUGUCUGCUGUGGUUUACAGUGAUUUAUGAUGACCCUGUGCAUCACCCCUGCAUCAGUGUCAGGGAAAGGGAGCACAUAGUAUCCUCAUUGGCUCAGCAGUCCAGUUCUCCUAGACGUUCUGUUCCCAUCAAGGCGAUGGUCAGAUGCCAACCACUUUGGGCCAUUUUCAUUGGGUUUUUCAGCCAUUUCUGGUUAUGUACCAUAAUCCUCACCUAUCUACCAACCUACAUCAGCUCUGUGCUCCAUGUGAACAUUAGAGAUAGUGGUGUUCUGUCCUCCCUGCCAUUCAUUGCUGCCUCAAGUUGUACAAUUCUAGGAGGCCAGUUGGCAGAUUUCCUUCUGUCUAGAAAUCUCAGAUUAAUCACUGUCCGGAAACUCUUUUCAUCCCUAGGACUCCUCCUUCCAUCACUCUGUGCUGUGGCCUUACCCUUUGUGACUUCUAGUUACCUGGCAACCGUUAUUUUGUUAAUACUUAUUCCUGGGACUAGCAAUCUAUGUGACUCAGGAUUCAUCAUCAAUACCUUAGAUGUGGCCCCCAGAUAUGCAAGUUUCCUUAUGGGAAUCUCAAGGGGAUUUGGGCUUAUUGCUGGAAUAAUCUCUUCCACUGCCACUGGAUUCCUUAUCAGCCAGGAUUUUGUGUCUGGAUGGAGGAAUGUCUUUUUCCUGUCUGCUGCUGUGAAUGUGCUCGGCCUGGUCUUUUACUUCAUAUUUGGACAAGCAGAAAUCCAGAGCUGGGCCAAAGAGCGGCCCCUUACCCGUCUCUGAAUAUACAGAAUUGCAAAUAUAAGUGUAGGAUAGACCAUUAAUUUUCUAACUUUUUUUUUUUUUUACUUAUUGUCAUUAUUCCUUUAUAUUUUUCAUCAUAGACUCAGCAUUU
Messenger RNA from Suncus etruscus (white-toothed pygmy shrew), 1632 nucleotides. It is a transcript of the gene SLC17A2, whose product is annotated as solute carrier family 17 member 2. The coding region runs from base 102 to 1520 and encodes 472 amino acids. The transcript has 12 exons. The record is from RefSeq and is a predicted model, not a curated record. Gene Ontology annotation, biological process: monoatomic anion transport; transmembrane transport. Lineage: Eukaryota; Metazoa; Chordata; Mammalia; Eulipotyphla; Soricidae. Gene Ontology annotation, molecular function: transmembrane transporter activity.